This is a messenger RNA of Branchiostoma floridae (Florida lancelet), 1161 nucleotides long. Its product is annotated as neuromedin-K receptor-like. Gene Ontology annotation, cellular component: membrane. Gene Ontology annotation, molecular function: neuropeptide receptor activity. Lineage: Eukaryota; Metazoa; Chordata; Leptocardii; Amphioxiformes; Branchiostomatidae. The transcript has 7 exons. Bases 1 to 996 code for a protein of 331 amino acids. Gene Ontology annotation, biological process: neuropeptide signaling pathway. The record is from RefSeq and is a predicted model, not a curated record.
AUGAACAUGGACAUGGACCUGAACAUGGACCUGAACAUGAACAUGGACAUGGACCUGAACAUGAACAUGAACACGAGCUGGACGGAGAACGGUUCUGUCGGCCCCACGAGUUGGACAGGGAACGGUUCUGUUGGCCCGACGGCCGCUGCAUGCAUCUCCUUCGGACAGGAUGUGGUCAAUGAGUUCGUGGAUUCGUCCUUCGCGAAGGACAAACAUCACGUGAUCGUGUUCCUGGGCGUGGUGUGCGCGCUAGGCACCACGGGAAACCUGCUGGUCAUCCUGGUGAAUACCCGGCGGAAGGACAAGUCCUCGGCCGCCAUCUUUGUUCUGACCUUGGCCGCGGUUGACCUCUUCAUCUGUGCCCUCAAGAUUCCCCUGAAGAUUGUGGAGAUGCAACACGUGACCUACACCAGCACGGUGUGGUGUAAGUCGAGCCCGUACUUCACGCUGGCCAGCCUGCUGAGCUCCGUGUUCCUGCUCACCGCCAUCGCAGUGGACCGGUACCGGGCCGUGGCGAGACCCGUCAAGUACCGCGUAGCCAACCUGACCGCCAUCGCUGUGGACCGGUACCGCGCCGUGGCCAGACCCGUCAAGUACAGGGUAGCCAACCUGACCGCCAUCGCUGUGGACCGGUACCGGGCCGUGGCGAAACCCGUCAAGUACAGGGUAGCCAGCCUGACCGCCAUCGCUGUGGACCGGUACCGGGCCGUGGCGAGACCCGUCAAGUACAGGGUAGCCAAGAACAGGAGCGUGCCCUUGCUGUGUGUGCUGACGGUGCUGGCGGGCUUCCUGCUGUCCAUCCCCGCGGUGCUGCUGCAGGACGAGGUUCCGGGAAUCCGCGUGGGUCCGGCGUGCGAGACCGUCAGCUUCUGCAGCAGCGUGGGCGGCGUCACCAACGGACGGGUCUACUUCGGCGUCACCGCCGCCGUCUUCUUCGCCUCCGUGCUGGCCAUGACCGUGCUCUACGCGCUGGUGAGUCCACGGAGCAUCCCCUGAAAAUUCUGUCGUAUUUACAGACGGCGAAAUCCUAAGUAUCUGGCACGCCGUUUUCAGGGCGUUGGUAAAUACACUUAUAAAGUUCACUGCCGCUUUGUCUUUGGGCUUUGACUGUUUCUUCCUGGAGUCCAGUCUUGGUGAUAGCCUUUGUCCGCUUCAAAUGGU